AGCAUACAACUCAAACCUGAACUACAAUUGUGAUUGUUUGCAGCUCGCCCGUUGCCUGGGGUGUUAUUUUAAGAAAGCAGAAGCAGCAUCAUUUGCACACUCCUUAUAGAUACACACGUUGGCCCUGGCUUUCUGGCUUCAGUGUUUCAAAAGUGAAGACAAGAUGAAGAAGACUCACUUGCUUCUCUGGGGAGUCCUGGCCGUUUUUGUCAAGGCCAUCCUUGUAACCGGUGACAAUGAAAAGACCAUUCUUGCUGACAACAAAUGCAUGUGUACCCGAGUUACUUCCAGGAUUAUCCGGUCUACUGAGAAUCCUAAUGAGGACAUUGUGGAGAGAAAUAUCCGAAUUGUCGUCCCUCUGAACAACAGGGAGAAUAUCUCAGAUCCCACGUCUCCACUGAGAACGAAAUUUGUGUACCAUUUGUCUGACCUCUGUAAGAAAUGCGAUCCUGUGGAAGUGGAGCUGGAUGACCACAUCGUUACCGCCAGCCAGAGCACUAUCUGCAGUGAAGACAGUGUUGUUCCGGAGACCUGCUAUAUGUAUAACAGAAAUAAGUGCUACACAGCUAUGGUCCCACUUACUUAUCGUGGUGAGACCAAAAUGGUGCCAUCAGCCCUGACCCCUGAUUCUUGCUAUCCUGACUAGUUUGAGUCAUUCUCAAAACUAUGCAAUUCUCUCUUUAGGUUUAAGGGCUCUCCAUUUAAACCCAGAAGUUAUACUCACUGCUCAUGAAUUUGAAACCAGGAUCUUUUUUUUUGCCUUUUGGAUGGUAUAAAACUAACAUUCCCUUUAAAUAGUUAAAAUAUCAAACAUUGCUGUCAUUAUUAUGUAAUUCUUUCUCAAUUCUCAGUAUUAAAUCCUCAUGUCUGCCUGAGGAGGUAUUUUCAAGAGUUCCUUUCCUAGAGCUUAAAAAUGUAAACAAGGGGAGAAAGUAAAAUUCCAGGAGUAAAAAUCAAGGACUAAUUAAGUUAAACCCUUUUUCUUUCCUACUUUGCUGUGGAGAGCUGGAGCUUCUGCACAUUCUGUGCUAUUCUCUUUCUUAAUGUCUCACUGUGCAGAGGAAACAUACACAUAACACAGGCAGUUACAUAUCUUCACUACACGUGGAAAAGGACACAUUUUGAAACUAUUUACUAAUACUUGCAAAACAAGUUUGCUGAAAGUGGUAUUGAAAAAUGUAUUUUGACAUAACAUAUAGACUUGGCACUAGAUUUUUUUUUGAUAAAAUUUUUGACAAUCAGGUUAUUGUCUGAAGUUCUUAGAGGAAUCUAUUGUGUUGUAGCUGAAGCUAAUGAAAUUUGUAUUCCUAAAUAUGUAUUCUCUAGCACAGUUUGAACAAUUAAAUAGAUUCAUAAGCAUA
Molecule: messenger RNA, 1361 nt
Organism: Mesocricetus auratus (golden hamster)
Lineage: Eukaryota; Metazoa; Chordata; Mammalia; Rodentia; Cricetidae
Gene: Jchain
Product: joining chain of multimeric IgA and IgM
Exons: 4
Coding region: 164-646 (160 amino acids)
Biological process (GO): humoral immune response
Cellular component (GO): pentameric IgM immunoglobulin complex
Molecular function (GO): immunoglobulin receptor binding
Source: RefSeq, a predicted model, not a curated record